AUUGGCGCCAAACAUCAACGAAGCAACAGUCAUUGUAUGGAGGACAAGCAAAAACUAUAUCAUCAUCAUUUCUUUGUUGCAUUUUAUACGAUUUCGUUUUAAUUUCAAAUUCAAUUUUAAUUUAUGUGUUUCGAUAAAUCAAAAUUGUGUGCUUAUAAUUUUUUGUGUAAAUUAAUUCUUUUAAAUACAAUAGUAAUAAUGUCAACAAGAGUGACAAGAUCAUCUGCUCGAAUUUCAACGAACGGUGUUAGUACACAAACGCCAACAAAAUCAACGGCUGUGGAAAAACGUCGUCAGCAUAAAAAAGUGAAUGAUGUGAACAAUGAUCAAAAACGAUGCAUAAAUGAAGAAACAAAUGCAGACGAUGAUGUGCAUGUAACACCGCCAAAACAACGAAAAUCGUGUGCCAAAGCGAAUGCAUUGAGUCCAUCAACGUUAUUGCAUCGAUUGAGUAUCGGCGAACAAGAACAAGAUGAAAAUCAACCAGAAAAGCCGAAAAGUAAAAUCGAUAAUGCUCGCAAAGUAUUGAAUGCAGCCGAAACCGAAGAAUUGUAUGGACGUGAAAAGGAAAUCGAUGAACUCAAUGAAUUUCUUACAUCAAAUAUCACAAAGAAAACUUCAGCGAGUAUUUAUAUCAGCGGUCAACCAGGCACUGGAAAGACGGCAUGUAUUCGAAAGCUGUUAGUUUCAACGAAUGCGAAAAAAUUCCAAAAAGUUUACAUCAAUUGUAUAAAAUUGCAAACACCAGCAACUGUGUAUCGUACCAUUUGUACAGAACUGAAUUUACCGGUUGUGAGCGAUAAGAAUGUGAAUUUACGCAGUAUUCAACAUUACAUUUGUAGCAAAAGUAAUAAAAUGGUUUUAUUAGUGCUGGACGAAAUCGAUGAAUUGAUCGAAAAAAAGCAAUCAAUAUUGUAUACAAUAUUUGAAUGGCCAGCAUUGUUAAAUGCAAAAAUCAUUCUGAUCGGUAUUGCCAACUCAUUGGAUUUAACAAAUCGUGCGCUAUCACGUUUACAAACGCAAUCGACAGCGGUGAAGCCACGCCUCAUGCAUUUUUCACCAUACACCAAAGAGCAAAUCGUUGACAUUUUCAAAAAUCGUUUGCAAGCAGCCGGUGUUCUGGACAUAUUUCCAGUGGCAACGUUACAAUUGAUGUCGGCCAAAGUGGCUGCCAUGUCUGGUGAUAUUCGAAAAGCGCUCGAUCUUGGUCGGCGUGUCGUUGAAAAGGCGAAAGAGAGCAAUUCAAAUUUCAAUGCGCAAAGUUUAAAUGAUCUCGGGAUCAAUGAAAUUGAAAAGACUGACAAAAUCGAAGUGAAACAAGUGCUUAACGUUCUCAACGAUGCAUACAGUACGGCCAAUAAAUGGGAUGAUGAAAAUGGCGAUGCAAUUCCAUUACAAGAGAAAAUUUUGGUGUGUACAUUGUUGUUGCUGUUGAAACAAUCCAAAAAUAAAGAUAUUACGGUGGGAAGAUUACGUGAAGUGUAUGCAAAAGUGUGCAACAAACGUGGCAUUUCGGCAUUGGAUGAAUACGAACUAUUUGGCCUUUGUUCGCUCACCGAAACUAAAGGAAUUAUCAAAAUGAUCAAAAAUAAGGUGGCACGACAAACGAAAAUACAACUACAGUGGGACGAAGAUGAGAUCACAAAUGUAGUCAAAGAUAAACAACUGAUAGCCAAUAUUCUGACGGAUGUUACUGUGUUGAAUAAAUGAAUGGCAACGAUGCUUUCAAUUUUUUAGGCUUUUUUUUCUCUUUUUCGUUUUGAAAACAUUUUUUAUUAUUUGGAUUUUUUUUAAGUGCAUUUUUAUGAGCCCAACGAUGUAUAGCAUAUUAGAUUUAAGCAUCGAUUUGCUCGAUUCAAUAUAAUUUCGAAAUAUUAAACUAGACCCACUUCAUUUUUAGUUUCAGCUUCAGACAAAUGAGUCUGUGUGUAUGAGUUAGGAUAUAUAUAUUUUUUUAGAUGUAUAAAUACCAUUUGAUUGUAUUCGAAUGAAUGUGCCAAAGAAAUGAUCGUGGGUCGAUGUUUUUCGCAAAAAUUUCAUCGUCAGUUCAUAUGCUUAUAUACCUUUAUAUAUAUAGUGAGAGAAAAUAUGUACACACAAACAUCUAAGACGAAGAAGAAGAAGAAAAAAAAAAUAUCAAAAACUCGAAGAAAAUUUAAAAAUAGAACCGAUUUUUCAUAUAUACAGCACUUGAGUCUUUCUAGUAAUUUCGAUAAAUUGGAAUGAACAACAAUCUAUCUUUUUUUUCCCUAUCUUAAUGAUUUUUUUCCUUUCUCCAUGCGUCAAAUAGUGUUCGUUCAUGCAAAUAUUUGAAAACGAAAAUUAUUUCACCAC
Messenger RNA from Contarinia nasturtii (swede midge), 2334 nucleotides. RefSeq names its product cell division control protein 6 homolog (gene Cdc6). Gene Ontology annotation, molecular function: DNA replication origin binding; ATP hydrolysis activity. Gene Ontology annotation, biological process: mitotic DNA replication checkpoint signaling; DNA replication initiation; cell division. Bases 124 to 1710 code for a protein of 528 amino acids. The record is from RefSeq and is a predicted model, not a curated record. Gene Ontology annotation, cellular component: nucleus. The transcript is spliced from 2 exons. Lineage: Eukaryota; Metazoa; Arthropoda; Insecta; Diptera; Cecidomyiidae.